Messenger RNA from Dermacentor andersoni, 1861 nucleotides. RefSeq names its product tRNA-uridine aminocarboxypropyltransferase 1. Gene Ontology annotation, molecular function: tRNA-uridine aminocarboxypropyltransferase activity. NCBI's taxonomy places the organism in Eukaryota, Metazoa, Arthropoda, Arachnida, Ixodida, Ixodidae. The record is from RefSeq and is a predicted model, not a curated record. Gene Ontology annotation, biological process: tRNA modification. Gene Ontology annotation, cellular component: nucleus.
GUUUCCUACUCUAUGCCUAGAAGCUUCUAGGCAUUGAUUUCACCUAUACUAAUAUGAAGCUCUAUGGAUUUCACCAUUGGUUCCAUGUAGUGGUGUUAGUGGGCAAUAGGGGCUGGUUAUAAAACAACUUCAGAAAAAAAAAUUUUACAAGUAUUUAUUUUAAUAUGUUUUUAUAAACAAUUGUUUAUUAUUUUGAAGUUGAUGGCGUAUCAGGACCACGGUCCAAUUAGGACAUGCAAGAACAAAAAAAAAAAAAAAAAAAAAAAGAAGCGACGGAGCCGGAUAGCUCAUCGUAGCGAAGAAGCCUGUAGCACAGAACACCUAUACAAAUGCCUGUAGCUGGUAGCACAGAACACCCGAACGCCUAGCAGUAGCCACGAGCAAAUCCUCCGUGCAGUGUGAUGCAUGGUGGAAGAUGCGAAGGAGCAUAGAGUUUCACUCUAUGCUAGGGGUAUCCUUCACUGUCCAAUGCAUGCUCAUCCUAGUCCUCGCGUUGUGGCAACGUCUCGAGGUGUUCUGUCAUUCAACUGUUUGAGAUUGCUUAAUCGAGGCUAUUUGGCUGCAAGGGCAUGAGUCGCGAGUGGCGACCGCUCAUUACGCGAAGCUGCCUGUUUGAAUUCGGGCAUGAAAAUCCGUUCUCCCAUCUGCGUAUAUCAUCAUCGGAGUUUUUGGAAGAAAUAAACGACCGUGGCGUUUGUCCAAAAUGUCAUAAGUCGCGUAUGUACUUUUGCUACACGUGCUUUACCGCAGUCGACAGCAUUCGCGACAGAAUUCCAUACUUAAAGUUGCCCAUGCAGAUUGCCAUUCUGAAGCAUGCUGGCGAAGUUGAUGGCAAAAGUACUGCAGCUCACUUGCCUGUCCUUGCUCCAGACCACGUAAAGAUUUACACAUUUCCCAACAUCCCAGCUUUCAACCCAAAUGAGGUGUUGCUGCUUUUUCCCGGAGAGAAUGCCCAGCCCUUUGAGAAGCUGUGGAAGAGCAGGCAGAAUGGCCAGACAGCCGGCCCAUGUGUCAUUUGUGCAAAGGAGCAUUUCAACAUUCCCUGGAGGACAUUAAUAUUUAUCGACAGUACGUGGAAGCAGACCAAGAGGAUCUACCUUGACGCAAAGAUUAAAGGGCUCCCGUGCGCAGUGCUGGAGGGCGGCCGUUCGGCAUUCUGGCGCCCUCAGCGGGGCAAACCGUCCAGCUGGCUGGCCACGGCCGAAGCCGUCCACCUGGCUGUCACUCAGUUGCUGGCUUUGCAGGGAUGUGCCGGACACGUUGAUGACCUGCUGUUCUUCUUCAAAUUCUUCUACGCCAGGAUAAGGUCACGCUACAGCCAGGACUUGGGAGUGAGCAGCCGGGAACAGCGGUGACGAUCGCUGUUUGUCCACGUCUGCUGGACUGUGCGCCCAGUGUUGGCAGCGCCCACGGGGAGGGGCGAAGCUGGACGGCUGCGGGUUUUGUAAACUACCGAAUCCACGUCAACGUACAUAGUGAGUGUGGAAUCGCGCAGGCCACAAAAACGAAAACUGCGGCGUCAGCCUUCGCUGACGAGCUCUGUUCGUGCAUACGUAACAAGCUUACCAAGCAGCUGCCGCCUGCAUUUCGCUUUGAUUCGGUCGUGCGCCGUGCUCGUGCUACAUUAUUAUCUCUGAAACUGUCGCACGAUGUGGAAAGUAGCUCACAACUGGCAGCCGUUGGGUUUCUGUAGCCGAGGGACGAGCGCACUGUUCUUGCCGAGAUUUCUCUACGGGCGUCGACUCCGCUAUUUCAGUCGGUGCCUUGCAGUGAAGGGGGCAUGCAAACUGUACCUUGAAUGUAGAAAGAAUAAAGAGUGUGCUAUCCUUCAAUAAAACAUCGUGAUUUUCCAAACAAGACA